AUGAUCAUACGACCGGCAAUCGUAGCAAGCGGUAAUUCCUUCCUCCCCAUCUUCCUUUUUCUCCACGCUCUCCUCUUCCUUUCCAACGCUCCCUCGCGGACGCGCACUCCCCUCCGUCCCCCACGCUCACUCCCCUUCCGCCCCCCACGCUCACUCCCCUUCCGUCGCCCACGCUCACUCCCCUCCCUCGCACACCUUGACUCCCCUCCGUUCCCCUCGCUCACUCCCCAUCCCCUUUCCUCCCCAUCCCCUUCUCUCCCCAUCCCCUUUCCUUCCCAUCCCCUUCUCCCCCCAUCCCCUUUUCUCCCCAUCCCCUUUCCUCCCCAUUCCCUUCUCAAACCCAUCCCCUUCCCUCCCCAUCCCCUUCUCUCCCCAUCCCCUUUUCUCCCCAUCCCCUUCUCUCCCCAGCCCAUUCCAACCCCACCCACACCACAUCCCUUCACCGCCUUCCAAGUGUCGCCCAUCCACCCCUCCUCCCUACCUUUGACCCCACACUCUCUUGCUGCUGAAAGCAAUCGGGUCCUAUCCUCAUGGGCCAGGAUGGAGGACCUCCACCUCACCCCAUGUCCCCCUCACCCCAUGUCCCCCCCACCCCAUGUCCCCCUCACCCCAUGUCCCCCUCACCCCAUGUCCCCCUCACCCCAUCUCCCCCUCACCCCAUGUCCCCCUCACCCCAUCUCCACCUCCUCGCAUCUCCACCUCACCCCAUCUCCGCCUCACCCCAUCUCCACCUCACCCCAUCUCUGCCUCACCCCAUGUCCCCCUCACCCCAUGUCCACCUCACCCCAUGUCCCCUCACCCCAUGUCCCCCUCACCCCAUCUCCCCCUCACCCCAUGUCCCCCUCACCCCAUCUCCACCUCACCCCAUCUCCGCCUCACCCCAUCUCCGCCUCACCCUAUGUCCCCCUCACCCCAUCUCCCCCUCACCCCAUCUCCGCCUCACCCCAUCUCCGCCUCACAAACUCUCCCCCUCACCCCAUCUCCGCCUCACCCCAUCUCCGCCUCACCCCAUGUCCCCCUCACCCCAUGUCCGCCGCACCCCAUGUCCGCCUCACCCCAUCUCCGCCUCACCCCAUCUCCGCCUCACCCCAUCUCCGCCUCACCCCAUCUCCGCCUCACCGCCUCACCCCAUCUCCGCCUCACCCCAUCUCCGCCUCACCCCAUCUCCGCCUCACCCCAUCUCCGCCUCACCCCAUCUCCGCCUCACCGCCUCACCCCAUCUCCGCCUCACCCCAUCUCCGCCUCACCCCAUCUCCGCCUCACCCCAUCUCCGCCUCACCCCAUCUCUGCUUCCCUCCCUGUCCCCAUCCCUCCUCUCCCAAUUCCUCCUCUCUCCGUCCCUCCUCUCCCAAUUCCUCCGCUCCCCAUCCCUCCACUCCCCAUCCGUCCUCUCCCCGUAUCUCCUCUCUCCAUCUAUCCUGUCCCCAUCCCACCUCUCCCUAUCCCUCCUCUUCCCAUCCCUCCACUCCCAAUUCCUCCUCUCCCCCUUCCCUUCUCGCGCCAUCACUGCUCUCCCCUUUCCCUCCUCGCUCCAUCCCUCCUCCCACAUUGAGUGUCGUGCCUUCACACUCAACCUUGUAUGUCACCUCCCACUAUGCAACUGGGAUCGCAAUCAUCGCAUGUUUCCUUCCAGAUUGUGUCUCCUGCCACUCUCCCCCACACUCUCCCACACUCUCCCCCACUCUCCCCCACUCUCCCCCACUCUUCCCCCUCUCUUCCUAUUGGAGCAAGGCGGUCCUUGUGGCUCUCCCCAGCAAGUGA
Closterium sp. Naga37s-1 is the source of this 1761-nucleotide messenger RNA. Lineage: Eukaryota; Viridiplantae; Streptophyta; Zygnematophyceae; Desmidiales; Closteriaceae. The record is from the annotation of a GenBank genome assembly.